AUGGCACCCAUGGUCGAGAACCGUGGACCCGAGCUCCUGGCCGUCAACAUCUUCUUCGUCUCGGCGGCGGUGUUGGCCACUGCAUUGCGAUGCUACGUCCGGGCUGGCCUGGUCAAGGCUUUCGGAACGGAUGACUGGCUCAUGGUCUUGGCUCUGGCCUUCUUCAUAUGCUACUCAAACUUCUCGAUACUAGGUGUUCACUAUGGCACCGGAAGGCAUUUCGCGGAUAUCGAAGAUGACCAUAUCACCAAAGCGCUCGAGUGCUGGUGGUUCUGCUACCUCUUUUACUCCCUCAGCAUGAUCGUCUCGAAAAUGUCCAUCGGAUUCUUUCUCUUGCGAAUUACUACCCGCAGAUUACACAGCUGGAUCAUCUACGUGGCUAUGAUGUUCACUGUCCUAGCCGGAGUCGUAUUCUUCUUCGUGACGCUGUUUCAGUGCCACCCCAUCUCGUUCUUCUGGAACAAGAGUCAGCCAGGAAGCUGCAUCGAUGUCAACAUUGUUAUUGCAUUGGCAUACUUGUACAGUGCCUUCAGUGUCAUAUCGGACUUGACAUUCGCCAUUCUCCCAGCCUUUUUGGUUUGGAACCUCCAACUGCGAAAGAAGACGAAGUUUGCUUUGAUCCCGUUAUUGAUCAUGGGUUGCGUUGCCAGCUCAGCUGUCUUGGUUCGCUUUGGAUAUCUCAUGGGCCUCAAGGACGCCGAUUUCCUCUGGUCCACCCUCGACAUCGCUAUCUGGUCAUCCGUAGAACAAGGCCUAGCAAUCACCGCCGGCAGCCUCGCAACGCUUCGACCCCUUCUCAAGGCCAUCGGCUACAAGUUAGGCAUGACCUCAGACCCAUCCCCCCACCGCAUUACCGACGACGCUACUCGCCGACCAUCGGCCUUCGCAGCCACAACCUUUGCCAAGUCCAGCAACGGUCCGCCGCAGUCCGGGCACGAAGAUAUCUACAGCAUGUCAUACUUUCCUUGCAAAUGCUGCGGCACCUUCAAGUGUCAAAAGAGGCAGAGUGAGGCGACUUCUGGGAAGAGGAGGUCGAGUAUGGGCUUCUCAGCAGGAGCAAGCAAAGGUGAUGUUGAGGCCUUGUCGCACAUUAAGAGUGUCAGUGAAAAUGGGAGUGAGGAAGAAUUGACUUGUGGAGGAAGGUCGACGAGGGAGGCUUCGCAUGACAAUGAGAGGGUGGUGCCACAGAGCUUCCUCAUUGUCGAUGAGCAGAAGGACUCGUGA
Colletotrichum paranaense is the source of this 1224-nucleotide messenger RNA. RefSeq lists its product as uncharacterized. Lineage: Eukaryota; Fungi; Ascomycota; Sordariomycetes; Glomerellales; Glomerellaceae. The coding region runs from base 1 to 1224 and encodes 407 amino acids. The transcript is spliced from 5 exons. The record is from RefSeq and is a predicted model, not a curated record.